AUGUCGAGCUCAGCAGCAGUCGCGUCCGCGCACGAUCCGGCGCUCGACCUGCUCCCUUCCGAGCUGCAGGACACCAUCAUGGAGAAAAAGUUUGCGCAGAUCCGCGAACAGCGUCGCGAGGCGCACCACGUUCUUCGCGAGGCCAAGCAGCGCACGCGCAACCAGCAGACCGACCAGCAGAUCCUCAUGCUCAUGCAGACCGACGAGCGUCUCGCAUCGCUGCUCUCCCAGGCCGCAGAUUCGAUGCGCGCCCUUCUCCCCGUCAAGCCGCCGUCGCCCGACACCGUCCGCCUCGCUCCCUCCGACUCGACGUCCGACGCACCGGCUUCCUCCUCGUCCACCUCCGAACCCACCCACGGCGCCAGGGCGUUCGAGUCCAAGGCACAGCAGUGGUUCUCCAUCCUCAACGAGGUGCAGUACUCGCUGCGCAGCGCAGUGCGCUACCUGCGCGACUCGAACCUCGCGCCGCUCACCCCACCCGCCGGCGCCGAAGCGCGCCUCUCGGGCAACGCCGGCUCGGCCGCACGCGCGCACAACCUCUCGCUGCUCGACGCCUUUGUCGACCUCGCUGGCAUCGACGGUCCCACCUUUAAGCUGCCACCCGCUGCGCCCGCAUCCACCUCGUCCGGUAGCGCAUCGCCGCUCUCCGAGCCGGUUUUGAGCGUACAUGCGCUGCGCGAGCGAGACCGCAACUGGAAAGCACUCUCUAGCUCGCUGCAGCACAUGCACGACCAGUCGAAGCUCGCCGCCGCCCAGUCGCCAGCGCACACGGCAGCGCGCGCGUCGCCUUCGGUCGAACUGUCGCUGCUCGACAGCAUACGCAACGGCUGCAGCUCCGACCGCAUCCUCAUCGACGCGCUCGUCAACACCAACAGCAUGGCCUCGGAUCUUUUCGCCGUGGGCAGUGUGCAAGACCUGGCUGACACCUUCAACGUCGAGCUCGUCGAGCUGCUGUGCGAGCUGUGCGAGCUUGUCCCGCUCGUCGGCGUCGAGUCUGUCUCACGAGGCCAAGAGGUGGGACUGAGCAGCGCCACCGAAAGCCGAUCGCGCUCUGCAAUCAUGUCGCGCGUCACCCAGUCGCGCGCCCAGACCGAGGCCAACGCCAAGAUCCUGCGUGCGCUCGUCAAGCAGCCGGACAACAAGGUCUGCGUCGACUGCAAGAAGAACGACCCACGAUGGGCGUCGUGGAACCUGGGCUGCUUCCUCUGCAUCCGAUGCUCCGGUAUCCACCGCUCCAUGGGCACACACAUUUCCAAAGUCAAGUCGAUCGAUCUCGACAUUUGGACGCCCGAGCAGAUGGAGUCGGUGCAGAAAUGGGGUAAUCGCCGCUGCAACCUAUACUGGGAGGCGCAUCUCAAGGCGGGCCAUGUUCCCGCAGAUCACAAGAUCGAGAGCUUCAUCAGGUCCAAGUACGAGUCGCGCCGGUGGGCCAAGGACGGCCCUCCACCGUCGGAUCCUGCUGCGCUUGAUGGUGGUGCUGCUGCUGCUCCGGCAGCUGCGCCCGCAGCAGCCGCUGCUCCAGCUGCCUCCAACAGUGCCGCUCCACCUGUGGCGCGCGCACCUGCCAUUGAUCUGCUCGACGACCCUGCGCCCGCACCGGCGCCUGCUGCUGCCUCGCUUUCGCGCCCCGUUGCAGCUGCACCCGCUGCACCCGCUGCUCCCGCCGCCGCGCCCAAGCCGGCCGGAUCCAGCUCGGGGCUGUUUGAUCUCGACUGGCACGAGCCCUCGGCGGCUGCGGCUGCCACCUCGCCCACCUCGCCAAUCGGCUCGUCGGGCGCCAAGGGCAAAAACGACAUCAUGAGCCUCUUUGCCGCCCCACCGCCCGCUGCCGCACGUGCGCCCGCUGCCAACACCACCAACGCCUCCGCAUUCGACAUGGCGCCUCCCGCCGCCGCCGCCGCUUCCAACCCUUGGUCAACCCCAGCCGCACCAGCCCCCUCCCACAACCCGCUCUUCGACACCUCGGACGUGUGGAGCUCCACCCCCGCCCCCACCGCCCCGCAGUCGCAGCCGCCAAAGUCGGAUGCAUUCGCCGACAUCUGGGGCGACUUCAAGUAG
Molecule: messenger RNA, 2058 nt
Organism: Moesziomyces antarcticus
Lineage: Eukaryota; Fungi; Basidiomycota; Ustilaginomycetes; Ustilaginales; Ustilaginaceae
Product: arfGap-domain-containing protein
Exons: 4
Coding region: 1-2058 (685 amino acids)
Biological process (GO): regulation of transcription by RNA polymerase II; endoplasmic reticulum to Golgi vesicle-mediated transport; intra-Golgi vesicle-mediated transport
Cellular component (GO): mediator complex; Golgi apparatus
Molecular function (GO): metal ion binding; GTPase activator activity; transcription coregulator activity
Source: RefSeq, a predicted model, not a curated record